Molecule: messenger RNA, 1215 nt
Organism: Stereum hirsutum FP-91666 SS1
Lineage: Eukaryota; Fungi; Basidiomycota; Agaricomycetes; Russulales; Stereaceae
Exons: 4
Coding region: 1-1215 (404 amino acids)
Source: RefSeq, a predicted model, not a curated record
AUGAGCAACACAUCGCCACCCUCCCUUUCUCCAGCUACUCCCAGCCUGAUGGCAUCCGGUAUGGACAGUAUCAAGCUACCACAGGAGACGAGAUGGGUGAUAUACUGCACCUUGCAUCAUGGCGAUAACGGUCGACAUUCGCUCAAUGUCGUCGAUAGCCAGGGUACACCACAACCCAUCACAGGCGUACAUUCCUAUCCCCCCGGGCCUGUGGUCUCCAAUGAUGACCAGCGCACAGCUGCUGUCUUCGCCGUGCUCGCUCAGGAGCUUGACGUUCCUCUCCACGAUCCUUUCAAUCCACCACAUUCCUUCUUGCACAAAUUAUCCAACGCGUUGCUUUUGCCUGUUUGGGCACCAUUGGCCUAUAUGCUACAAACGGGUGUGCAAUCGAGGGCCGAAGAUUGUCAAAUAGUCCAUCGACUGGUUAUUUCCACGCCACUCCGGACUGCUGUGUUCCUUGGUCACGUACUCCCGGAGGCCAUUGUCAAGCCUGGCCCAUACAGGCUCCUAGGUUCGGAGGUCACCUUGUCUCUUCCAUGGAGGAAACAGCCUGUUGGUCAGGGUUCCAGAUUUUCGGAUGGGGUGCGAGCCUCAUGCCACUUCAUCAAGACCUGUCGGUUGUCGUACUUGGAGAAGCAAGUGGGCCCGAGUCCUUCUACGACUCAUGAUCCUCGGCCCAGAUUGCGCUUCCCAGCUGCUAUUGCGUGGGCGGUCAUUGACGAGUAUAGGAGCCCUCAUAACCCGUGCCUUCUUCUACACCAGAACGACCAUUUGGAGGCGCUAUCUCAUCUUCGACCAAGAGAGCAUGGAUACAUUUUUCCCGUCGGCGUCAACUCGCCUAUUAUCUCCAGACAACCCUUCAUCCCAAUGGACAAUGUGGCAGCAUUUCAGGAUUUGAUGCCUUCCGGCCAAUGGAUCCAUCUCUUUGUCCAUCUCGCAGAUAAUUUCGUGGAGUAUCUCGGUGUGUACGAGAGGGUACAACCAUCACGCGUGUGGGUAUGGCAUCGUCUGACUCCGGAUGAAUGGGAGAGCUUGCCUGAGCAGACUCAGAAUGGUAUCGCGAGUCGGGCCAUUCCCCCAGGCUAUUCUCGAGAAAGAGUCAUUGGUGAUUUCAGGUCGGGAGAUCGUUCUCUCAGCGCCAUUUUCCUUCGGAAUGUGAACUUCGACGUGGAUCUCGUUGAACGGCUUCGAGCGCAAUACCAACCUCCUUCAUGA